This is a messenger RNA of Paraglomus occultum, 143 nucleotides long. The record is from the annotation of a GenBank genome assembly. NCBI's taxonomy places the organism in Eukaryota, Fungi, Glomeromycota, Glomeromycetes, Paraglomerales, Paraglomeraceae.
GGAUACUACCUUAUCGGGAUUAGUCAUGCAAGACGGUUAUAAACAACCAACAUCAACACACGACAGUUUGUUCGGCAUGGAACCUUUUAUUCGGACGAACAUUUCGUCAGAUAACGACUCUGCUAUGCAGACGAUUAUCAAUG